GUGCUGACGUCACUCUGAGAGAUCUGGAGAGUGACGUCACCUGUGCCGUCAGCUGAGUGUAAAUGUGACGAGUUGUUGUUUAAUGGGAGGCGAUAAUAAACGGGGGUUUCCGGUUCCACCUUAAAGCGCAGACACGUUGCUGAGAGCUCUGUGGGCAGGAGCACGCUCCACAACACGUCGGUUAGCAGCAACGUUACACGUGUUUGUUAUUACACUGUUUUAGGGUAGUUUGUAGGCAGUUUGUAGUCCGGUAAUUAAACAUUAUAAGGUGAAGAAGAAGAAGAGGAUGGAUGUUUGUGAAGCGAAGUCCGAAAUUAAGCAGCUGCUGAACAAAGUGAAGCCGUCUGAACUCCCCAAACUGCUGAACUGGAUCAGAACCUCAGACGAGUUGGACGAGUUUCUGUCCGACAACAGGAAGAAGGUUCUGCAGAACAUCGCUGAGGAUCUGAGAGAGCGUCUGCCUCCGGACGCCAUGUUCCCCUCAGAGAGGACUGCCCUCUGCAAGAUGCAGCAGUGUGUGCGGCCGACGGUGCACGUGGACGGCUUCCUGUACGAUGAAGAGGAGCUGGACUCUCGGUGUGAAGACGGGACGAUGAGUCGCUCGUACUGUCUCAGCUGUGGAUCGCACAGAACCGCUCCUCUGGACUUCAUCUCUCACUCCUUCUCCAUCUCGGAGCUUCACUUCCUGUUUGAGAACGUUCUCCCGGACCUGAGCGGCCGUCUGCUGGUGGACGUCGGCUCCAGGCUGGGAGCCGUGCUGUACGGGGGUUACGUGUUCAGCUCGGCCUCUCAGCUCGUUGGUCUGGAGAUCAGUGACGAGUUUGUCAAAUUGCAGAAUGACAUCCUGCAGAAAUACAAGCUGACAGACCGGAUCCAGGUGAUCCACUCUGAUGUCUGUGUUCAGAACGUUCUGCUGCAGAACGCUGACGUUCUCGUCAUGAACAACGUGUUCGAAUUCUUCCUGGAAACCAGCCAACAAGUCAGAGCGUGGAGCUUCAUCAUGGAGAACUUCAGGAAGAAAGGCUCUCUGCUCGUCACCGUCCCCAGUCUGCAGGAGAGUCUGAACACUCUGCAGCAGGCGGCGCUGCAGCCCGGCUGGGUGGAGGAACUUCCUGUUGACUACGAUGUUUACGUGGACAGAGACACGGACGCCGACGCUCUGCAACAGAUCCACCUGUACAGAGUCCUCUGACCCCGACUCAACGCCAGAUCCACCUGUACAGAGUACUCUGACCCUGACCCUCAUUACAACGGGACAACAGAC
This is a messenger RNA of Sander lucioperca (pikeperch), 1264 nucleotides long. RefSeq lists its product as uncharacterized. The record is from RefSeq and is a predicted model, not a curated record. The transcript has 9 exons. NCBI's taxonomy places the organism in Eukaryota, Metazoa, Chordata, Actinopteri, Perciformes, Percidae. Gene Ontology annotation, molecular function: methyltransferase activity. Bases 287 to 1192 code for a protein of 301 amino acids.